Osmerus eperlanus (European smelt) is the source of this 1122-nucleotide messenger RNA. RefSeq names its product E3 SUMO-protein ligase ZBED1-like. Lineage: Eukaryota; Metazoa; Chordata; Actinopteri; Osmeriformes; Osmeridae. Gene Ontology annotation, molecular function: protein dimerization activity. The record is from RefSeq and is a predicted model, not a curated record. The transcript is spliced from 3 exons. Bases 1 to 1122 code for a protein of 373 amino acids.
AUGAUCAAGGCAUUGCAGCUGAACAAGUGGGCAAACCUUGGAUGUUUUGGACACAGGCUGCACAAUGCUAUUGAGAGGAGUGUCCAAAACGCUCCCGGGCCACAGGGGUGUGCGAUUUCCCGGGCCACAGGGGUUUGCAAAAAGGUGGUUAGCACGUUCUCAUACAGCUGGAAAAAGCAGAAGGCCCUGAUGACAGCACAGAAUGAACUAAGCCUGCCCCUGCACAAGCUCAUCACAGAAUCUCCGACAAGGUGGGGAUCUCGUCUGAAAAUGAUGGAAAGAGUCCUGGAGCAGGAAAAGGCCAUUACACAGGUCCUGGCAGGGGACAAAAAGACACGGCAUCUUGUACCUACCUGGCAAGACAUCCAGGUCUUGGAAUCAGUCACAGCAGCACUGAAGCCACUCCAGGACUUUACAGAUGCCCUGUCAGGAGAAGCGUAUGUGAGCGUGUCCUAUUUGAAGCCUGUCAUCAAUCUGUUAAAUGCAGAGGUUCUAAAUCUGAGCAAGGACGAUACAGAACUGACCAAAGAGAUCAAGAUCAAGGUUCUUGAUUACUUGAAUAACAAGUACACUGACCCUGCAACAGAUGAGCUGCUCUCCAUGGCUACCUUUCUAGAUCCAAGGUUCAAGACCAGGUACAUGUCCGCUGAGAAACUGGAGGACAUUAAGGUGAGAGCUGCCUCAGAGACCGAAGCCCUCCUGGUGGAGAACACAGCCCUGGGAAAAUCGUCUCUUGCAGAGGAUCACACUGACAGGGAGAAAGAAGCUUCCACUGCUCAUCAAUCAGGCAAGAAGCCCAAGAAGAGCCUUGGGAGCUUCUUUAAGCAGACCAGCAGUGCACCUGCCUCAUGUUCAGAGAGGCAGAUCAUUGAGCAAGAGCUGAAUAGCUACAUUCUGGCAACGGCAGCAGACAGCGAGUCUGAUCCUUUGGAGUGGUGGCGAUUUCACGGAUCUAAUUUUCCACGUGUGAGUUGUCUGGCAAAGAAAUACUUAUGCAUCCCUGUCACAAGUGCCCCCUCUGAGAGGGCAUUCAGCACUGGGGGCAAUGUGGUGACAUGUCACAGGGCAGCACUAAAGCCAGAAACAGUCAACAUGCUGGUAUUCCUGGCACGGAACUUGUGA